This is a messenger RNA of Monomorium pharaonis (pharaoh ant), 936 nucleotides long. RefSeq lists its product as uncharacterized. Gene Ontology annotation, biological process: sensory perception of smell; detection of chemical stimulus involved in sensory perception of smell. Gene Ontology annotation, molecular function: odorant binding; olfactory receptor activity. The record is from RefSeq and is a predicted model, not a curated record. The transcript has 6 exons. NCBI's taxonomy places the organism in Eukaryota, Metazoa, Arthropoda, Insecta, Hymenoptera, Formicidae. Gene Ontology annotation, cellular component: plasma membrane. The coding region runs from base 21 to 800 and encodes 259 amino acids.
UUUUUGCUCCGUGAACUGCAAUGAACGUCAACAAAGAUUUAAAUUACGCCUUUGCGCUGAGUCGCCAAUGUUUACGGAUAUUAGGCGUAUGGCCCGAUCCACUUGUGUCUUUGAGUGAAUUUCAGCGUCCAAACCUAAGAUUUAUAGUUAUUACGUGUAUCCUAAGCCUUUACAUAUUCAUGCCGCAAAUGACAAAUGUGAUUCUUGCAUGGGGUAAUGUGUCUCUGAUGGUGGAAUAUCUCUCCUCCGCGAAUUAUAGCUUACUGGCACUGUGCAAGUUAUUCGGUACUUGGUACCACGGUAAAGCUAUGAUCAACUCUACUGUUGACAGUUACAUCUCGAUACUUCUGUUACACAUAUGCGCGCAGCUGAUGAAUCUACGAACAUCGCUCAACAAUUUGGUCAAUGAAUUAGCCGAAGGAUCUAUAUCAUCUUCAAUAUUUAAAAAAGGAUUAGCUGCGAUCACUACACGUCACGAGCAUCUUAUCAGGAAUGCAAAGACGAUCAAUGACUGUUAUAGCUCAGUAUUAUUGGUGCACAUGUUAGCCGCUACUUUUCAGUUGUGUUUUGAAAGCUUUCAAGUUUUCACGAGUACAAAUAUGGCAUAUGGCAUGUAUGAAUGCAAGUGGUAUAAUAUAUCAUCAAAAGAUGCGAAAAAUUUAAUGUUCAUGGUACAUCGAUCUACAAUUCCGCUUAGAUUGACGGCUGGAAAAUUUGGAACUUUCUCAUUAGAAAUGUUUGGAACGACGAUAAAAACGUCAAUGGGAUACCUAUCUGCAUUGUUGACAUUGAUGGAUUAGAAAGAAAUAUUUUUGAAAUACUGAAUUAAAUGGGCGUACUUGUUUGUUAUCUAUAUUCUAUAAAACGUGUUAACAGCUUUAUAUGUAUUAUCUGUAACAGAUUUGCUCUAGAUUAAUACAACCUUUGUGCAAUAAU